Messenger RNA from Microdochium trichocladiopsis, 1511 nucleotides. RefSeq lists its product as uncharacterized. Bases 1 to 1407 code for a protein of 468 amino acids. The transcript is spliced from 2 exons. Lineage: Eukaryota; Fungi; Ascomycota; Sordariomycetes; Xylariales; Microdochiaceae. The record is from RefSeq and is a predicted model, not a curated record.
AUGGCGCCAUUCCAGAAAUAUCAGACGCCAACAGCCUCGAAAGCACUAGGCCGCGCACCCAGCAACAAGGCCUUCCAGCAGUUAGUCAUUAACGCCGUGCUUGUGAACUUGAUCGACCCCGUGCGCGGAAAACCCACCAAAGACUCUUUGGAAGGAUCCCUCGAUGAAGGCAUCAUACCUCUUUAUCAGCUCAAACAGAAGUUCUUAGACUCAUUCGCGCUAAUUUGCGCGACUUCGGGUUCUGGCAAAGAAACAGCCUCCGCCGUCUGCUUGGAGCAGACUCAGGGUUCGAGCUCAAUCUUGCGGGUGGCGCGCAAUCGUGGCCUGCCGGACAAUGAUCUUAAGAGACUCAAAGAAGUGCUGCACUUCCUCGUCGCUGUUGCAGAAAAGAGAAAGACUUCGACGCAAGCCGAAGGCGAGCUUCUCAAAAUUAUAGUCAAAUUAGAUGAACACCGUAUUUUGUCGCUUGUGCAGAAGAUUUCAAAGCUUGCAAAGCCUGGACUGCGACAAUGUCUUCGGCUGGCUGUGUCCAACACUUCCAAUGGCGCCCAUAAGCAAGGUAUACUGGACGACGCGGACUUUCGACAAUGGCUUCAGACCUGUCCCUUCGGUGACACUGCUCUGAAUCUCUCUGGAUCGUCUCAAUUGGCCACUGUCGUGCAGUGGGCUUCAGAGGCGCGAUGGAAAUAUUCUCAGCAAUUGCAAGCAUUGCUCGACUGCAACGCAACAUCGUCUCCUCCAUGGGUAGAGACUCUGCACAAAGUGGCUCGUUACACCGCAGCAAUCAAGUCAAUGAUCAAAUUUGCAGUCAAACAGCCUGCCGUGUUCGCCGAUAUUCAUAUCAUGGCUCUUGAAGCUCCUCCUCCGGAGAUAUUUCCACCUCCUCACGGCGGGACACUCUUACGAGAUGCGCUCACACGUCUGCUGCGAGGAGAACCCCACGACACCAUGGAGAAGUUAGCUCGGGUACUGGUCACAGUCGACGUCGAGGCCGCAAUGCGCAAGGCUUGUACCUUGACGCUGACACUUCACGCCGAAAUGCAGCUUCUCGGAUUCUACGACCAAAAUGAACAUCUCAUUCCCAACCUUCGUUUGAUGGGCACCAGCAAGAAAGCAUGCUUUCUCUGUCAUGAGUUUCUGAUCAAGCACCCCCUCCAGCUUCGGGUGGGGGCUUGUCACCAGAAGGUUUAUCCUACCUGGAGGCCACCAUUCUCUGGAGACUUCCAUAGAGGACCUAGAUCACAAAUGUGGUGGGCUUUCAGCAGAAAGAUUGAGUCUGAAGCUGUUAAGGCCCUGAAAACGGAGCUCGGAGGUUCUAGAAGGCCCAUAAAUAGGGAUUCGACUGCGGGUCCGACACUGACUGCAACGGCAACAGCCCUUACUCCAGCAUUGGCACUUGGCCGGUAGUACCUGUCAACAGAAGAUAUGAGGCGUAGUAUGGGAAUGAGUUCUCUGUGCAGAAUCGAGCAAAAGCGAGCAAGUGAGCAUGGCGCAUCCACAGACGAAGGGAC